CAAGGAUUGACAUUUUGCACCGACAUGUCCAAUAACCAUUAAAACCCUUUUCCCGCAGGCCUCGACAAGCAGGAGGAAAAGGAUCCUUCCUCCUACCUACCUACCACGGACCAAUGCAUCAUUCACCUAAAGCUCCUGGCAUGCUUCCACAAACUCCGCUUGCAGAUAUCGGCGGUGGAUAAUUUAUUUGGAUACCCGGACAUCGUCGUUACCAAUGAAGAGACAAAGAAACGCCAAGCGGGUACCAAGGAAAAGCGAUGGGAAGUAUACGUUGUGAGGGCAGUGGAGAGGUUCACUCGGUGGUGGCAUAUACUUUACAAUUCCAAGUUCGGGAGAUUUGAGGAAGGGAUAACGGGCCAUAAUGCUGUGCGGAAAGCCCAGGUGUUUGAUGAGGUGUUGGAUUCGAACAUAGUGUUUGGUACUGACGCUAUGCCGCCGCUGGAUGUGUUGAUGGUAUGGCACGCAUUUAUCCUGAAUCCGAGAUGUUUCUUGGAAGACUGUUAUAGGGUCGGAAAGAUUGAUUUCUGGAGGGCGGGUUUGCCGUGGAGUGUUAUCGACUCCUUAAUUGACAAUGGCUUUGAUUAUAACCUCCCAAUCACCGCCAUAAAUAAUUUUCAAACAAGCACCAACCUCAGCGUGGAAAACCUUGAUUUCCCGGAUAGCCUCCCAGUCAAUUGUCCCAUAUGCUCGAACCUCGUUCCGAUUCUCAUAACCAAUAGUAGGGACAGUACCGGCUACGCCGACUCCAAAUUCUCCAAAACCUGUCCAAACGGAACUUGUCAGGCAGUCAUAAACAUCGACACCCUCUCUCGAGCAAAGUUCCUGCAAGCUCUCGACCGCUUAACGUCACCAGCGGGCACGCCACUUCCGGGAACAAUUCUGGAUAAGGACGGAAAACCUAAUCCGGAAAUAAUGCUUCCCGAUAAGAGCUGGAUGUUCCCGAACCAAUUCUGUAUAUUCCUUCAGAGCUCCCUACGAACAUGCGGGUCGAAUCCUCCAACGGCCGACCUCAAUGAUAUAAAGGUAGAAAUGAACCGCUCCCUGGAGAACCGCAAGUUCCUUAAAUCCGGAAUUGUACCAUAUCGCCACCUUGACCGUGAUGGAAAAAUAUCGUUCAGGAGGAUGAUGUCCAGGUUCUGGAGCAACCCCUCUCCAUUCUCCAUUCACCUUGUCGGAGCGGUGAUUCGGCAGGGCACGUUCGUAGAGAAAAUGGCUGAGAUUGACUGGCUCCACUCACCAGCAAUCGUCGAUACCAUUGAGGCAGCUGUGAAGAAGUUUGAGAGAUUCAUGGACAUGAUCAAGAAUCACCCCGGCCGUUGUGUUGUUCCGACCUUAAAUGUGGACCUAGUGUGGCAUACGCUCAUGGGCAAUCCCUCGAUUUAUUGGAAGUAUAGUUUAGCUCUCACAGGAAAAUUCGUCGGGCAUGACGAUAAGAUUGAUGAAGCAAAGCUCGGGGAGGCGUUCAAGUGGACCUGCGAGAAGUACGAAAAGCUAUACAGAGAGCCUUAUAGUGAAUGUAUGCCCCCUUUGUCCGAUCCCAGCGUUCUACAUAACCUAGCUGACAUGACUAGGCACCUGCUGGUACUGCGAAGCUACCCGCUCCCUCUGCCAAUCCACGAUGAAACGCUACUUCUCCUCAAAGCCCCUCCCAAUACCCGACGUUCCCGAUCCAAGCACGCACAUAUCCGCCCACUCAGUAGUCCAAGUCCCAGACAAGCGCCAGAAGGCGCAGCGGAAAGCCUUCUACCAGGCUCUGAUCUAUGA
This is a messenger RNA of Tuber melanosporum (Perigord truffle), 1764 nucleotides long. RefSeq lists its product as uncharacterized. The coding region runs from base 430 to 1764 and encodes 444 amino acids. NCBI's taxonomy places the organism in Eukaryota, Fungi, Ascomycota, Pezizomycetes, Pezizales, Tuberaceae. The record is from RefSeq and is a predicted model, not a curated record. The transcript has 3 exons.